Molecule: messenger RNA, 708 nt
Organism: Bradysia coprophila
Lineage: Eukaryota; Metazoa; Arthropoda; Insecta; Diptera; Sciaridae
Source: RefSeq, a predicted model, not a curated record
UAAUAGCCGUACCAUGAAGCGCUCUGGUAAAUCGAGUCGAGAGGUCACAGCAAAUCCCGAGAAUCAGGAGUCGACCAGCAAUGCGACCACAUCCAGACCUCGAGGUCGCCCUCGUAAAGAGGAUAAAGUUCAACGGGUGCCCAUAACCGAUUGUAGUUGCAAAUCAAAUUCGUUGGGAGAUGAAAAAGGAAUUGCCACAAUACCGUGUUAUAACCGAUUAUUCACGACGUUUUCAUGGGACUCGGAACAUUAUAUCGAGUACACUAUUCGUGAUCUACGUCUACAAAAAUACGGAUACCGUUCGCAGGCAUUGAUCAAUUGUAUGAAGUCACUUUGGGAUGACAACCAUCAGUCGCACGUGGAAAGAUGGUAAAUGGUCUUUUCGAUGCCGUAAAAUGAAAAAGGGACAAACGUGCGAUGGCUCAAUGCCGUUAGUUGGGAGAUUGGUACCGCAACAAUGGACAGUAUUUCGGACCGGCGUACCGCACAGGUGUGGCGCGUACGAAGUCAACUAUGAAAAGUUUUUUAUGGGCGAUGCAGACAAUCCUCAGCAUCCAGCUGACACCGCAAACCCACAACUGUUUGAUACCCCUUCAGAACAAAAGAUUAAUUCUGAAUCGUUGAUCAACUUAACCUGUCGGCUGUCAUCUGUUAUCGACAACGACAGCAAUAAUUAACGACAAGCUCUGACCGAUGAGGUCUUAUAUA